AUGAAGCAAGAUGGUUUGCCUACAAGAAUCAAGAAAAAUAGAAAGAAACGCGGACAUGUUUCUGCAGGGCAUGGACGUAUCGGUAAACAUCGCAAACAUCCAGGAGGAAGAGGUCUUGCAGGUGGUCUACAUCAUCACCGUACCAAUAUGGAUAAAUAUCAUCCAGGGUAUUAUGGUAAAGUUGGUAUGAGAUAUUUUCAUUUAACCAAACAACAAUAUCAUUGCCCUAUUGUCAAUUUGGACAAAUUAUGGACUUUGGUAUCUGAACAAACGAGAACUACUUACGCCAAGAAGAAAGAUGUUGUACCCGUUAUUGAUACUUUAAGAGCGGGAUAUGGUAAAAUAUUAGGUAAAGGUAAAUUACCUAAUCAACCCUUAAUUGUAAAAGCGAGAUAUGUUUCUAGAAGAGCUGAAGAAAAAAUAAAGAAAGUUGGUGGUAUCGUUCAAUUAGUAGCAUAA
Molecule: messenger RNA, 459 nt
Organism: Funneliformis caledonium
Lineage: Eukaryota; Fungi; Glomeromycota; Glomeromycetes; Glomerales; Glomeraceae
Source: the annotation of a GenBank genome assembly